CGUCCUGGGAGAUUAAAAAUGGUGAAGGGAUUUGGGCUUUCUUAUUGAGAUUUCGCGGCAAUUUUCGCCCAAUUUCUGCCGAAGUUCUAAUUUUUGUUCCAAAUCCCGAAAUUGGCCUCUUAGAUCUCGAAUUCGAGCAGAAAACACGGGGCCUUCAUAUUUACCCCAUUUUUUUCCGCGCAUUUUUGGUUGGUUGUGAAGUGUUAGGGUUCAUUUAUUGGAUUUAGAGGGUUUUCUCCCCCAUUGUUUUUGUUGGGUUUGAGGUUGAAUCGUUGAAGUAAGUGCAGAUUCCUUUGCUGGUAUAAAAAAUUUCGAGCUAUUGUGGACGUUGAGCGUGUUUCUUGAAGCUGCAUUGAUCUCAAUUGAAGAGAUUUGCCUCUUUUUUCGCAGAUUAAUCUCGUUUUGUUUGGGGUUAGGGCGAAAAAGGGAAUUUUUGGACGAACUAGGGUUUUCUAUGAAUGGGGGGUUUGGGGACUGGAAGAUGUGUAGACUAGAGAAGAAGGGUUGUUUUGAUCCUGAGUUCUGUGACAAGCAUUAUCAUCACAUGGGUUUGAAGAGCAAUGUGAAGGGUUUAGAUAAGGGUAAGGGAUUGAAUAGCAUGGUUUCAAGAUCGAGAAUGAAGCUUUGGAUGAUUAGGGCGACGACGACGGUGCUGUUGUGGACUUGUGUUGUACAGUUGACAGCAAUGGGGGAGCUCUGGGGGCCGAGAGUACUGAGAGGGUGGCCUUCUUGCUUUAAUUCUUCGGAUUCUCGGCUGCACGUGAAACCCUCUUCUUCGUUGCGAAUGAAGGCUUAUUCUGCUUUGCCCGUGCCAGUUAAUCCCUCUUUGUCAUCGUCGUCUUCUUUGGUGGUGGAGAGGAUUUCUCUUCCACCGAAAAGAAUAUACAAAAAUAAUGGUUAUCUAAUGGUGUCAUGCAAUGGAGGACUUAAUCAAAUGCGAGCAGCUAUAUGUGAUAUGGUUGCUAUUGCAAGAUAUUUGAACGUGACACUAAUUGUACCUGAGUUGGAUAAAACCUCUUUUUGGAAUGACCCUAGUGAGUUUCAAGAUAUAUUUGAUGUGGACCAUUUUAUCACAUCACUAAGAGACGAGGUUCGAAUAUUGAAAGAACUCCCCCCUAGGUUGAAGAGAAGGGUGGAGUUGGGUAUGCACUACUCCAUGCCCCCUGUUAGCUGGUCUGACAUUUCUUACUACCAACGCCAGAUUCUUCCUUUGAUACAGAAGUUCAAGGUGGUGCAUUUGAAUAGAACUGAUGCUCGACUGGCUAAUAAUGGUCUCCCGUCGGAGAUUCAGAAACUACGAUGCCGAGUAAAUUACGCUGCCCUGAGAUUCACUUCUCAGAUUGAAGAGUUGGGUAAAAGAGUGAUCAGCUUGCUGCGCCAAAAUGGCCCUUUUCUCGUCCUCCACCUCCGAUAUGAAAUGGACAUGCUGGCUUUUUCUGGUUGCACACAAGGUUGCACUAAUAAAGAAGUAGAGGAGUUGACAAGAAUGAGGUAUGCAUAUCCUUGGUGGAAAGAAAAAGUUAUCAAUUCUGAUUUGAAAAGGAAGGAUGGUCUCUGUCCUCUGACACCAGAAGAGACUGCUUUGGUUCUGAAGGCUCUGGAUAUUGAUCGUCGUGUCACUGUAUAUAUUGCGGCUGGUGAAAUUUAUGGAGGAGCAAGGAGAAUGGCCAGUCUGACCGCAGCUUAUCCCAAUGUGGUGAGAAAGGAAACACUUCUGGAACCAUCAGAUCUUAGAUUUUUUCAAAACCAUUCGUCGCAGAUGGCAGCAUUAGAUUAUUUGGUCUCACUGGAGAGUGAUAUCUUUGUUCCUACAUAUGAUGGUAACAUGGCCAAAGUCGUUGAAGGCCAUCGCAGACACUUUGGCUUCAGGAAGACAUUCUUACUGAAUCGAAAACUCCUAGUUGAGCUUAUAGACCAAUACACCAAUGGAUCUUUGGGUUGGGACGAGUUCUCCUCCUCUGUGAAGGCAGCUCAUGCAAAUCGCGUGGGGAGACCUUCAAAGAGGUCUAUCAUUCCUGAUAGACCAAAAGAAGAAGAUUACUUCUAUGCAAAUCCUCAGGAGUGUUUAAUAUCGAGUAGUUAAAACCUUGGACAUCUUCAACCGAGUCUCUCUAGUUUGCUAUCCUUCAGUUGACGCAGUUAGUCUUACCGAUGAUGACUGAUUGAGGUUGAGAAAGAAAAGCUCGUGUGCUACUAGAGUAGACGAUGAAGUAGAAGAGGUUCGUUGAUUGGAGGUGGUUUAUGGCAGCUGGUAUAUAUACGUAAUUUACGAUAUAAGGGGGGUAUUUUUAUUUAUAUUUUUCAAUAAGUGUUUUCGUUCUUGUAUAGAGAGGGAGGUGAGAGGAGGGGAGAGGGAUAAGGGGAGGCGUCUUCCCUGCACAUAUGUAGGAAAAUGUCAGCUGCCUUCAUGUUGAUAACAACAAAUAAAAAUUGAUACAAGAGGGAUGGACAAUGAGGCGAGAGCGAGGGAGAGGAGAUAUCACUUUGUUUAUCCAUUUAAUGGGAAUUUUGUGGAGGGUUAAUUUUCUAUAUUUUUAGAUUUGUAUUUUUUUUUAAAUUCUUCUUUUUCUUAAUGCGUCUGUAUUUAUUCUCCUUGCUUCUGAAUUCAGAAUCAUCAUGUACUAGUCCUUUGAA
Messenger RNA from Asparagus officinalis (garden asparagus), 2634 nucleotides. RefSeq lists its product as uncharacterized. Lineage: Eukaryota; Viridiplantae; Streptophyta; Magnoliopsida; Asparagales; Asparagaceae. The transcript is spliced from 8 exons. The coding region runs from base 455 to 2083 and encodes 542 amino acids. Gene Ontology annotation, cellular component: cytoplasm. The record is from RefSeq and is a predicted model, not a curated record.